AUUUUAAAGAGAUCUUUUUCUAAAAAAUACGCCUCCUCAUCAAUGAUUUUAUUUUUUCCUUUUCCUUUUCUUCUCCCUCCACCUUACGCAUCCCUGUGUUGGGGGAUUCUGUAAUGUAUUUAUAGUGUUCCGACAGAUACGGCUCCUGUAUUCUCAGGCGUAGUGUGGGGCCAAAUUUUCCCAACAGCAGCUUCAAUGUAAACUUCUAAAGUCCUACAAACGCCAGCAGGCGAAAUCAGGCUGCCAGACAGGAGGAGAUGACUAAAUAGGAAGGAGGAGAAGAGAGCGGACCGGCGUCUCCGUCUCGCUGGCGGUGUCACACGCUACUCGGAAAGACGGAAUGGAAUAAAGGGGGUGCGCCCAAAAAAGCAAGCCAAGCGAUGAAAGGAUUAUGACCUGGACGAAAGGCAGAUGAAGGGAGCUACUCAUCUCUCCUUUCUCCAUUGAUCAUCCUCCCCUUUUCUAUGUUUUUUGUGUAUAGAUACUUGUAUCUUUCUUUUUUUUGGUCAUAUAUUUUUGUCAUAAGGAAAGAGAGGACAAAGCCCGCAGAAAGGACAACGGAAUUCUCACAGUUGAAAUAUAUCAUUACUACCCAACGUGUUAGCGGUAUUAGAUUAUUAAUAACUUUGAUAUUACAUGUAUUCUUCACAAACAGAUUUCAUGUCAAGCUUUCUCUUCACUCACCGCUCUUCCUCGCUUGAAACGUGACAAAGCCCAUCAGCCCUGUAACUUUGCUUCUGUGAGAUAAAAAGAUUUAAACUUUCGUGGACUACACAAUUAUUUCUGUCCUUUUGAUCACCGAAGUUUUCAAAUGUUUGCCUUCAUCAAAGAUAAAGUUUUAACGUCAUUGAAUUACUUUGACGUUUUUUGAAAAUAUGUGCUCUAAUUUAGCUGUCCGUACAUUUAUUACUGACAGCACUCGUUUUCACAUUCUAUUUACCUGAAUCUUUAACGCAACUAUUUUUAAGGGACGUCUGUGGUUUUUGUUCCUUUUAUUGUAAACUAUUAUGAAAUAUCAUCUAAACAUUAAUCUAGACCCACAUUUCAGCUGCUUAUAGAAACUUCCGGUUAAUUUUUUUUUACCAGAUCUAAGUGUUUAAAGUGACCUUUUAAAGCCAUUUGAGUGCAGACAGAAAUCCCACAUUUUCAUUCGUCUGUUCCGCACAUCAACAUCCUCCUCACGCUCUCCACUGCGUGCCCCCCCCCCCAGUCCUUCAUCCUCUUCUUCCUCCAUCACUAUUUGUUUGACUUCACCAGUUCAUCCAAUACCUUAGGCUAUGAGAGGUAGAGGGAAGGACCAGGUCAUUCCAACAUGCCAAUUCUGAGAAGCAGGGAGGAGAUUUGCGCUGGACAUGAACAAGGGAUUGCUUUUACACUCCUCCAUCAUGCCUUUCUGCCUCUCCGCUUCUCCUCCUCAAGACCGGCGUAUCACCCCACUCUUCUCCCCCCCCGAAAGCGCCCCCUCUGCCCACAGGACGCCAUUCCUGUCCCUCUCUGUAAUUGUCCUCGUCCUGCUGCUGUUCCCAGUCUGCGAGUCCCGGCGAGGCGGAGGAGGCGGGCCCGGCGGUGGCGACAGGGGCGGGGCCGUGAUCAUCCCACCUCAUUACCCGCCGGUGGUGGCCCUCCCGCCCCCCUCCUCCAAGUUGUCCCGCCUGAGCAUCGCCGUGGUGCUGGUGGGCAACUCCAGCGAGCUGGCAUUGGCCGAGAGCCGCGAGAAGGAGGACUUCCUGCACAUGCCGCUGCCGCCCAACGUGGAGCUGGUCAAGAACAGGACGGACCCCAAGAGCAUCAUCACGUGCAUCUGUGACCUGAUGACCAAGCACUGGCUGCAGGGCGUGGUGUUCGGCGACGACACCGACCAGGAGGCCAUCGCCCAGAUCCUGGACUUCAUCUCGGCCCAGACGCACAUCCCCAUCCUGGGCAUCCGUGGGGGCUCCUCCAUGAUCAUGGUCGCCAAGGAUGACAACUCCAUGUUCUUCCAGUUUGGUCCCUCAAUUGAACAGCAAGCCUCAGUCAUUUUGAACAUCAUGGAAGAAUAUGACUGGAACAUAUUCUCCAUCGUUACCACCUACUAUCCUGGCUACCUGGACUUUGUUAACAAGAUCCGCAGCACCAUCGAGAACAGCUUCGUGGGCUGGGAGCUGGAGGAGGUGCUGCUGCUGGACAUGUCGGUGGAUGAUGGAGAUUCCAAGAUCCAGAACCAGAUGAAGAAGCUGCAGAGCCCCGUCAUCCUGCUCUACUGCACCAAGGAGGAGUCCACCACCAUCUUCGAGGUCGCCCACUCCGUGGGCCUCACGGGGUAUGGCUACACCUGGAUCGUGCCCUCGCUGGUGGCCGGGGAUGCCGACAAUGUUCCAGCAGUGUUUCCUACAGGUCUCAUCUCCGUCUCGUAUGACGAAUGGGACUAUGGGCUGGAGGCCCGAGUUCGGGAUGCGGUGGCAGUCAUCGCCAUGGCGACGUCCACCAUGAUGCUGGACAGGGGGCCCCACACUCUCCUAAAGUCCGAGUGCCACGGGGCCCCUGAGAAGAAGGGCUCCAACACGGGGAACCCCAAUGAGGUGCUCAGGUAUCUCAUGAAUGUGACUUAUGAUGGACGCAACCUGUCAUUCAGUGAGGACGGCUAUCAGAUUUAUCCAAAGCUGGUCAUUAUCCUUCUGGACAAGCAGAGGCAGUGGGAUAGGGUGGGAAAGUGGGAGAAUGGCUCGUUGGCGAUGAAGUACCACGUGUGGCCGCGCUUCGAGUUGUUCUCGGACGCCGGGGAGCAUGCAGACGACCACCUGUCCAUCGUUACGCUGGAGGAGGCGCCCUUUGUCAUCGUGGAGGACGUGGACCCGCUGAGCGGCACCUGCAUGAGGAACACGGUGCCCUGCCGGAAGCAGCUCAAAGGCCUCAAUCAGACAGGGGGGGAAGCUGGCAUCUACAUCAAGCGUUGUUGCAAGGGCUUCUGCAUCGACAUCCUGAAGAAGAUCGCCAAGUCAGUCAAGUUCACCUAUGACCUCUACCUGGUGACCAAUGGGAAGCAUGGAAAGAAGAUCAACGGUACUUGGAAUGGCAUGGUUGGGGAGGUGGUGGUGAAAAAUGCCCAUAUGGCGGUGGGCUCCCUCACCAUCAAUGAGGAGAGGUCAGAGGUCAUCGACUUCUCUGUACCCUUCAUCGAAACGGGUAUCAGUGUCAUGGUCUCCCGUAGCAACGGCACUGUGUCUCCCUCGGCCUUCCUGGAGCCCUUCAGCGCUGAUGUGUGGGUGAUGAUGUUCGUGAUGCUGCUCAUCGUGUCAGCCGUGGCCGUCUUUGUGUUCGAGUACUUCAGCCCGGUGGGGUACAAUCGCUGUCUGGCAGAUGGGAGAGAGCCUGGCGGUCCCUCCUUCACCAUCGGCAAGGCCAUCUGGCUGCUCUGGGGUCUGGUCUUCAACAACUCUGUCCCUGUGCAGAACCCCAAAGGCACCACCAGCAAGAUAAUGGUGUCCGUCUGGGCCUUCUUCGCCGUCAUCUUCCUGGCCAGCUACACUGCCAAUCUGGCUGCCUUCAUGAUCCAGGAGGAGUACGUGGACCAGGUCUCCGGGCUGAGCGAUAAAAAGUUCCAAAGGCCCAACGACUUUUCCCCGCCGUUCCGCUUCGGCACGGUGCCCAAUGGCAGCACAGAGAGGAAUAUCAGGAACAACUACAAAGAGAUGCACAGCUACAUGGUGAAGUUCCACCAGAAGAAUGUGGACGAGGCUCUGCAGAGCUUGAAGAGUGGCAAACUGGAUGCUUUCAUCUAUGAUGCGGCGGUGCUCAACUAUAUGGCCGGAAGAGACGAGGGCUGCAAACUGGUGACCAUCGGCAGCGGCAAGGUCUUCGCCUCGACUGGAUAUGGUAUCGCCAUACAGAAAGACUCGGGCUGGAAGAGACAAGUUGACCUGGCCAUACUUCAGCUCUUUGGAGAUGGUGAGAUGGAGGAGCUGGAGGCUCUGUGGCUGACGGGAAUCUGUCACCACGAGAAGAACGAGGUGAUGAGCAGCCAGCUGGACAUCGACAACAUGGCGGGGGUCUUCUACAUGCUGGCGGCGGCCAUGGUGCUCUCCCUCCUCACCUUCAUCUGCGAGCACCUCUUCUAUUGGCAGCUUCGCUUCUGCUUCAUGGGCGUCUGCUCCGGCCGACCAGGCAUGACUUUCUCCAUUAGCAGGGGCAUCUACAGCUGCAUCCACGGGGUCCAGAUCGAGAAGUCCAAGUCACCCCUGAACUCACCCUCUUCUGCCAUGAACAACACGCACUCCAACAUCAUGCGCCUGCUCCGCACGGCCAAGAACAUGACUUCGCUCUCAGGGGCCAAUGGCUCCCCGCACAGUGCGCUGGACUUCAUCCGCCGCGAGUCGUCCGUCUACGAUAUCUCGGAGCACCGCCGCAGCCUGGCCGGACACUCGGACUGCAAGCCCCCCUACCUGCCCGAGGACAACAUGUUCAGCGACUACAUCGGCGAGGUGGAGAGGACGUUCGGGAAUAUGCCGUUGAAGGAUAGCAACUUGUACCAGGAUCACUACCUGCACCAUCACCCGGGCUCGGGACCUGGGAUGAACCUGGGCCUGACCGGCCCCCCUCCCAACAGACCACAUAGCCUGGGGAGUGCCAGUUCGCUAGAAGGUGGUUUGUUUGACUGUGACAGCUUAGGAGGAGGGGUGGCGCCCAUAUUCACCACACAGCCCCGUGCCUCACUGACGCACAGGAACAACAGCAAAUUCGACCUCAUCGUAGGACACACCCCAUCUACCGGUCAAGGGUUCAAGCAAGACAUUUACGGGAAGUUUUCCUUCAAAGGUGGGGCGUCCAGCUCUGGUUUCAUCGCCGGACAUGACCGGUACUGCGGGGGAGGCGGUGGUGGCGGUGGUGAGGAUGGCAACAUCCGGUCGGAUGUGUCGGACAUCUCCACCCACACGGUCACCUAUGGCAACCUGGAAGGGAACGCCAAGAGACGAAAGCAGUACCGAGACAGCUUGAAGAAGAGGCCCGCAUCGGCGAAGUCCAGACGCGAGCUGGAUGAGAUCGAACUGGGGUACCGACGACGCACCCAUCACCUGUCUCAUCACCAUUACCAUGGGCCCGCGAUACACCGACCGCCCUCCCCGCCCCUGCUGCCCCUGGAGCAGAACGCGCAAAGAGGGGGAGGGGGCCCUGCCAGCAACUGUUCAUCGUACCUGUUCCGCGACAAAGAGAACCUGCGAGAUUUCUACCUGGACCAGUUCCGCCCAAAAGAAGCAAUACCCCAGUGGGAGCAUGUGGAUUUGACGGACGUGCCCGGUGGGGGCGGAGGAAUCAGGCCUGCCGGUGUAGGUGGGGGCAACAGUGGAGGAGUCAGUGGUGGCGGUGGGACCAACUGCACAAGUCUGGUGGCGGUGGAUGAUUUCCUGAAAGGGAAAGGUAAGAAGGUAGAGGGUAAGAGCGGCACCCCCACUCCUGUACAGCAAACACAGGCAUGCUGGGAAAAGAAUGUGACUGGGAUCGGGGGUGGGGGGCUGGCAGGGGGAGACUGGGAGUGUCGAAACUGCCACAGCUGUGGGACCAAACCGGUGCCUUUGCACAGCACUGGGGGGAGUGGGAGCUUCUCAGGGGGUGGAGGUCCGUGUGCUGGGGGAGGCGGCGGCGGGAACAGUGCUGUUUCCGGGCGGCCCAGUUCGGCGUGUGUGCGGUGUGACUCGUGCAAGAAGACCGGGAACUUGUAUGACAUCAGUGAAGACAACAACCCUCUUUUGGAACCGCUGGGAGGCAAGUACGAGGGUGGAAAGGGAGCACUGAUGAGCAGCGGGGCGGGCGUCCAGUCGCAGACUCAGGUGCAGCGGCGCAAGCCGGGCUUGGGCGGCAAAGUGUUGCGGAGGCAGCACUCGUACGACACGUUCGUAGACUUGCAGAAGGAGGAGGCCAGCGCGAUGGGGAUGGGAGCCGGGGGUAUGGGGCGCGGCAUGGGAGGAAUGCUGCCCCAGCCAAGGAGUGUGAGCUUGAAAGACAAAGACCGUUUCAUGGAGGGUCCAAGUCCCUAUGCCCACAUGUUUGAGAGGCACGGGGGAUCGGAGCGAGAGAGGGACCGGGACCGGGAUCCGUUGUUUUUUGGUGACCGGGGAAAAAGUGGAUCCUCCUUCGGGCUGUUUCGAAGUGGAGAAGGGGGUGGUUUCCAUCGUCGGUCUUUUGGGGAGAGGGACAGCAGGGACAGAGAGAGGGGGGUGAUGAGUGGUGACGGAGGUGGGGGACGUGGAGGAGGGAUCGGGACGUACUCCCUGUCCAAGUCCCUCUACCCAGACAAAGUCAACCAAAACCCCUUCGUUCCAACCUUUGGCGAUGACCAGUGUCUGUUACAUGGUGCCAAACCGCACUACGUCAAAAAGCAACAGCAUCAGCUCAUGAGAUCCAGAAGUGGAGAAUGGAAUGACUUGAGGAGCUCGAUGGGAGCGACCUCCUUCUUGCCCACUUCUGCCACGGGAGGGGUGAUGUCCAAUAUGCCCACCAGGCUCCCCAAGGAAGUCAGCUUGGGUGGAAUUGGGGGACCUCUAGGGAACCACCAUGGAGCCCCCACCAACAACAAGCUCCUGCAAACAAGGGAGAGCCUUGGGGGAGGGCAGACACAGAGGCCAUUCAACGGCUCCAGCAAUGGGCACGUGUAUGAGAAGUUGUCCAGUAUUGAAUCUGAUGUGUAACUGGUCGGGGGGGGGGGGGGGGGGGGAGGUAGGAGGCGGAUGUGCGAAUGUGGCAAUGACAGGGAAUGAAGGAAUUGUUGAGCGCCAUCUGCAGGGGUGGAGGGGCACAAACGAUGAUCAAAAAUGCUGGGAGAGGACAGAGCGUCCAGACAAUGGAAUACACCUGGAGAUGCAUGCAGAUAGGAACCUGCUGAAAUGUUACCAUGAAAUAUGUAUGAAACACUGGGAAGACUCACCCAUGAACUUGGCCUCAGGUACCGACGGUGUUAAAAGAUGAAGGAACGCCAGGCAAAACUGGUAGAACUGUCUUGGACAUGCGUUUACUCUGCACUUCUCUGCUCUUCACAUCUUCCUUCUUCUCAUCUUCCACUUCAAGACACCAAAACAUACAGUUUCUCCUGACCCUGGUCAGCUGUGGAAAUCCAAUUACGACUCAAAAAAACUGCAGGGUAAACUGACUAUAAUUAAGUGACUAGCAUUGUUAAUACAGUAAAUUGAGUAUAAUAACAAUGUUUUAUUAAAAUAGCUUUCAGUUGUGUGUUUAUGGAGAUAUUUUAUGCUGUUAAAUAUUUGUAGGAAAUUCUUUGUUAGCCGAUAUAGCAGGAAGCUGAAAUUCAAUUGAAACCGAGUAGCUGUUAGAACAACAUUAUGGGGUUUCCUGUUACAUUUUUAUAAUAUUAUUAUUAUUAUGGUUAUUAAUGAUCUGUGUUCAGUUAUUUAUUUGCUUAUUAGGAGUGUUGUGAAAGGUUGUGAAAGGCAUGAUUUGCACAGUACUGAACUGUACUUACGGAAUUGUAUCUUGUGGGACGUUUCAUGGUAUCUCAAAUCUUAUUGCCUGAUAAAUUUCAGCAAACGUGUUGCUUUGCAGUGGGCUUAGGACAUGUCCGUAGGUUGCUUACACGAUCUGGUCUCGCGGAGCCGAGCUCGCUGUUGUUACUGGAUAACGACCGACGCGGUGGCUACACCCAGUCAUCCUCUGCAAGAUGAGUAGGAUUUAGAGCGUCAAGUGGCGGACUCCUCAGAGCUGUCUGAGAUAUGACCCGGAUCUGCUGAGCACCGUAGCACACAUCAGCGUACACACAGGGCAAUUUAGCUCAGACGCAUUUUUACAAUUCACACGUUCUUUCCGAGCGACCAAAAAGAAAACCACACAGGAAGGAGCCCUUUACUCCGUGAACCUAGCGUCCACUGACCCGAACACGCGUUCCGGCCAAGCGGCUGGACCGAGAUGUUGCGCAUAGCACAGCCAGUGGCCCCGUGGGCUUCAUGCUAGCGUGAGCUGGAUCGGACUGGAAAUGGAGCUGGAUCGGAUUCGCCCCGAGUCUGCUUUUGGGUUUCAUGUGUCCAGAGUGGGCUUUUAAUGCCAGGCAUUUUUUACAUUCGUCUUUUUAAGGGCUGCCGGUGGAGUGAGGUGUCGAUCUUAGCACCGCGCUCCAGCUGAAAACACAUUUUCUUUUGCUUGGAGUUCAUCUCCUGAUGAUUAAAAAUAACCACAUGUAGUGUCAGAAGUUCUCAAAAUAUGUAUUUGUAGAUUUUAAAGCGAGGCAAAUGGGACGGGGUAAGAAUAAUAGUAAAUGUUGAGAAAACUAGUCAUUGAUAGAUUAGUUAAUCUGCAUUGUUUUACCCCUUCUUCAUUAUCCUGUCCUCCAUUUUCUGAAACCAUGUGUCCUAUUCAGGGUCAUGGGGAGGCAAGAGCCUAAGGGUGCAAGGCAGGGAAUGGCCCAGGAUGGGGUGCCAGCCCAUCGCAGGGCACAUUCACACACCAGUCACUCACAUAGGCACACCUAUGGGCAGUGUGGUAACUCCAAUCUCACCAUGUUCUUGGACUGUGGGGGGGAAAAAAGCAGAGUAUCCGGAGGAAACCCCACAAGGACACGGGGGGAGCAUGCAAACUCCCCACACAUGGGACCCUGAUGGAGACUUGAACUCAGAUCCCAGAGGUAUGAGGCAACUGCACCACUGCACCACUGCGCUGCCACGUCACCCCACCCGUUUUCAUUUUUUAAAAUGGAAAUUGAUUGCGCCUUGUAUUUAAAUCAGGGUCAUUCCAUUGUACUUUGAACUUAUUUUGAAAUAUUUUCUCUCUCUGUUGUUGAAAUUUUUAUACUACAACUGUGUUGGAACCUACAGUAUGAUGACCAAAAGCGAGAUGGGGAGGAGGUGAGGGCAUCUAUUGUUCUAGUUAAAGAUUCAGUGUGUUAUCUUUGAGCUUAUGUAUAUAGAAACCUUUUCACUUUGCACAAUAAGCAGACAGUCAGGAUGUAACUUUCCAUAUGGUGUUUUACACAAAAUAAAAGGUUGAAUAAAUAUGAAAAAUAUUUGAAAAAUACAAAAAAUAAAAAAUAAAUAGAACAUUAUGGGUUUUAUUGAUAACACUAUGGGUACUUUUGUUGGGAUCACAUUCCUUUAUAAUAUGUUUUAUUAACUUAUUUUAAGACUGAACUUCAUUGUUAUCAUAAAGAAAUUAUGGAUUUGCAUAGAGCAUUGUUGUGAAGUUUAGGAGUCACUGCAAAAAGUCUAUAUAUAAACAUAUAUAUGCAGAUGUAGGUCAUAUAUCGAUACAUAUAUGCAUCUAUAAAUAUAUGUAUAUAUGUAACGCAAAAAGUAUGGUCAUAUUUCAUUUUGGUAAAUUUAGUGAAUUUGUGGCUUUAUCCAUAAAUCAAGCACUUGUUAUCCACUCUAUAAGUGGCACCAGGCAGCAGGGAUUAUGGAAUCCUGCGAUUUGGGAAUCCUGCGAUUUGGGAAUACCGACAUAUGCCCGUCUUCGGAGUGAAGCGCAAAAAGGGGACACCUGCUGUGAUUAGUACUCUAAUGACGUCACCGGGUCCACAUGGCGGUCAGCGUGACUCCCAGUGUUUUCCUGGGUGUUCAUGCAGACUUUAAGAUUGUGUGCAAUACACAUAACCUGUUUUGUCAAUAGUGUAUGGCAAUCGUUUGUCAUUUUACAAGUUAUGCACUCAUUAUUUUCUUUUUUUAUCAGUAAGAAAUGUGUAAAUUCCCAUUUAAAAAAAUCACAAUCAAACACUCUUUAGACAAUCAGCUCUGGGAAAUCUUGGGAAGUUUUGUUGUUCAUUCCAGACUGACAUUUUAGUGAAAACUAAUGGGUAUGUGUGGAUAAUUGUGCGACUGUGUUUGCUAUUUCGGGAAUGGCAUUCGUUUGCUACCUUUUAAACCUCUCUAAAUAUAACGAGAGAACAUUUAAGUGUGUGUGCGCGCGCGUGUGUAUAUAUAUGUAUUGACGACAAUUUGACAGCUGUUCUAAUUGCAUUUAAAGACAGGCAGCGAAACAGUUCUUGCUGUGUACCUCUUGAAACAACGUAAAGCUCACUUUAACGACUCACUGGCAAUAGUUAUGUGAUUUCUCAUUAUGCUAGUGGUUUAUUUCUUGUAAUCUCACAUCAUACAUCAAUAUCAACACUCCAGGCAUUGCCUGAAUUAUAUUUUCAUGAUUGCAUUAAUUACAUUAAUUACCUUAAUGCCUGAAAGUCCCAGUGUCCCACAUCGCAAAGACUACAGCAGCACCAUCUGUCAAAAUUUUUAUUCGAGAGCUAAACAAAGCCUAUAAACCAGAUCAUAUAUUUAAGAUUUAGACAACUGACGUAGUCAUUCUCCUAAAAACAUGACAAAAUGUUCGAGCUACAGGCAACAUGAAAAUGGGUCAAAUGUAUAUAUAGCAAUCUAUGACUGGCAUAAGUGUGUGUGACGUCACAUACGAAGUACACAAUGACACAGACAUAGUUUUAUUAAGGACCAUUUGCAAUUUUUAUAUUUCAUUUGCAGUUAAAAACCUAAUGUGCGGUGUUGUGUUUUGUUAGUAUAGCUUUUACUUCUUUUUUCAGACGUGCGUGUGAAACGAGAUUAUGGUAAACUGUAUUUGAAUUUUGAGCAUUAGGAUACUGUACCAAUAAUACAACGAGAGAAUAAAUCAUGCCAUUUAUAUUAGUCGUUGGGAGGGACGAGCUUUUAUUUGACCUUUAUUGUCAUUUUGUCUUUUCACCGACUACGUUUUCAGUGCUGACGAGGCAAGCGGCGGGGUGCAUUUUGUAAUCUUUACAUUUUUUCCGACUGAGACUGUUUCUGUCUGCUGUCUUCUUUUUUUCCCUUGUGAAUGGGUGAGAGGCAGGCACGUGCCCGCGCGUGUCACAGGACAUAAACGGAGGGUGAAUGAGGAAUCAUGAGAAGGUUCAGUUUGUAUUACUGUGUUUUGUGAACCGGUAUGUAAAUAAUCUCCCUUUACCUUUUAAUAAAAAUUAUAUAAAAGUUAGCAAAAAAAAAAAAAGUUCCUAGAAAUUUGGGUAACAUUUUAUGGUCAAGAAUUGUUGUGGAGAAUGUUUUAUAA
Messenger RNA from Brienomyrus brachyistius, 10998 nucleotides. Its product is annotated as glutamate receptor ionotropic, NMDA 2B-like. The record is from RefSeq and is a predicted model, not a curated record. Gene Ontology annotation, molecular function: NMDA glutamate receptor activity; transmitter-gated monoatomic ion channel activity involved in regulation of postsynaptic membrane potential. Gene Ontology annotation, cellular component: NMDA selective glutamate receptor complex; postsynaptic density membrane; plasma membrane. Lineage: Eukaryota; Metazoa; Chordata; Actinopteri; Osteoglossiformes; Mormyridae. Gene Ontology annotation, biological process: monoatomic ion transport; excitatory postsynaptic potential; long-term synaptic potentiation.